UCCCAAAUUUGAUCCGAUUAUCCGACUGAACCCUUUAACUCCUUGGCCUUUGCUAAAAACAAUCCUCCCCUUGCUAGUUGCCAAUGCUUCACAAGCUUAGCGUCAGAAAAUUUUUGAGGCUUAUCGAAGAGAGAGAAAGCGUCGAGAAUUAUCAACGGAGGAGUCGAAGAAUUCAUCAUGUCAGACUGAAUUACCGGAUGAAGUAUUAUUCGAGAUUCUCUCACUAUUGCCGGUAAAAUCCCUAAUUCGAUUCACAUCUGUUUGUAAAAGUUGGUUCUCUCUCAUCAAAUCUCCUGAAUUUGUCGCAAAACAUUAUGCUACUCGCAAUGAUUCACUGCAACAAAAUGACUGUCAUUUUCUUGUAGCGUAUUCUUCGUAUUCUGAUCCAAUUGCUAAGUUUUUAUCCUAUGAAACUCUAGAAAUUUCCUCAGUUUUUGAAUGUAAACCUUUUGAUAGCUCUUCUGAUCCAUUAUUCGCUAUUUCUUGGAGAUUCUUUGGUUCUUGUAAUGGCAUUUUUUGCGUCGAAGUGCAAAAAUUCAAGAAUGUUAUAAUAUUAUGGAAUUCUGCUACCAGAGAGGUUUUUGUGCCGAAUCAACCCCGCGGAGUAUUGAAUUUUGUAGGGUUUGGAUUUGACGAUAAAGCAAAUGAUUACAAGAUUGUAAUGUUUGAUUAUAAUGGGAUUGUGGAGUUGUACUCGCUUCGUUCUGAUAGUUGGACUAGUGUUGAGGCUGAUUUUUCGUUUGGUGAGGAUAAAGAUAUCUUUGAACAAAUUGAUCCUACCUCAAAUGGAAGUAUGUAUACUUGGAUGGUUUAUGACUCAUUGUGUAAUGGACUUUGUCUUUUGUCAUUUGAUAUGAUUGAUGAGGUUUUUGUAGAGACGCCAAUGCCGGAUGGUAUCAAGGGAUGCUAUCUAUGUUUUAUGCAACAAAGGUGUAAUCAAUCUUUUCCUGCUCUUCUUUCAUUCGACUUGGUUAAUUGUUCAUCCAGAGCUGAGAGUAUUGAUGUAUGGGUGUUGAAUGAGUAUGGUCCGUCUGGGUAUUGGACUAAAGAACUAUCACUUGCUUGGCCUGAGCAUGUAAUUUUGGGCGCACCUAGGGGAUUGUGGAAGAAUGAGGGGGUACUUUUUAUUGGUCAAGAGAGAGUUCUUACUUGUUAUAAUACUGUUACACAAGAAAUGAGAUUGCUUCAAGUUCCGGGACAGCAACUACUUGGCUAUACCGAGAGUCUAAUUUCCAUUAAAGAUUUGUGCCUGCCGGAAAAACUAGAGGGUCGUUCGGAUAGAAUGGGCUUCCAACAAGCUAGAGAAGUAGAAAGUUCUGAAUCUGAUGAAGAUGAUGAGGAUCAGGAUAUUUAUGAAAUACCUUAUUAUAUCUGUGAAAUCAACCAACCAGUUCUUUCAAACCCCGUUACAUUUUAGGUAAAUUUUCAGUCCUUCCUGUCUCAGCAUUACUGUUUGGAUAGCUCUGACAUUCUUUCUAUUGCAUGCAUGUCUAGAGGUAUUCAGUGGGAACCGUAAGAGUUCAAAUUAAUAUUUAUUUUGUUUGGAUAAUAAUUUUGGAGAGAAAAGAAAGGGAGAGAAAAGAAGGAAAGAGAAAUGGAAGGGAAAUAACUCUUGUUUGUAAACGAGGGAAUGGAAGGAAAUAGAAGGAAAAGAAAGGAAGAUGGAAGCUUUCCAUUCAAAUUUUUCCAACUUUAGAGAGAAACCUUAACAAAAAGUCAAAAGGUAUCUAUUAAAUCCUUCUAAUUCGUUCCCAUUUUUCCAUCCAAAUAAGAAGUUCUUCCUCCCUCUAAAUUUCUCCCCCUUUUUCCCUCUAUUUUCUUCCAUCGAAACACACCUUAAAGAGAAAUUGUUGUAGGUCUGGUCUUUCACAUGUGUGAAGUUUCAAUCUUUGGCUGUCUCCUUCACUGACCAGCACCACAUAACCUAAUUUACGCACUUGGAAAGACCAACUCUAGCUAAGGGAUUCUGACCAACUGGAUUGCUUUCUUCUUUACUGUUGUGCACUAUUAUAACAUAGUUGUGGGAUCUGCUCUUUUUUUUCGUACCUAUUGCCCAGUUCACGAGCCAUAAGAAUGUGGUCUUUAUUCACCAUACCUUAAUUGAAACACUACUCUGAGCAAAAUCAACCAGAUAAACUUCUUUGAUUUCACUGUUGCUUCUUGUUUUGAAAGAUUAACGUUCUUCCACUCUAUUUGUGCUUCAUAGUCACUUGUUUUUUCCUUCUUCAACCUGUAGGUGCCAUUCGGCAUGAUGUCAACAGUUGAUGAAAUAAGGUUCUACUUGCUUUAAGAAUACAGUACUCGUCUAGGUGUAUACUGUUUAAAACAAAUCAUCAAAGGGGUUUUUUGUAUGCACAAAGUAACUGCUUUUGUGUUCCUUGUUUCUGGGGAAACAUCUAUAUGAGCCAAGUAUUCUUUUGAUAUACUUCACUGUUAGAGUAGGCUAACGAAUGCGGAAGCGUAAGCCUAAAGGUGGCAUGAAAGGUUAAUGACUAUGGCUUGAAGGUGCACUAAUGAACUAUAGUUAUAUGCAAGUGUUAAGGUGAUUUAAGCAAUAAAAGUAAAGAAAACAUUAACACUAAGAUUAAGGUGGUUCACCAUUAAUAAGGCUACAUCCAUCAUUCUAGACUAGUGCAUCAUUAUGUGUUUAAAGGAUAGAGGAGCUUGAAAGCUCAUUACAAUGUUGAGGGAAUUACAUAGCUAUACAUUGAGUAGAGAAUAAGACAAUAGUAAGGAUAGAUGGGAGGCUCAAGCUUUGUAGCUUGGCUCUACUUCAAUACAUACAACAUAUACACAUAUAUAGGCAAAGGAGGACUUAAGAAGCAAUGGACCAAAAGAAACAAACAAGCAGCAUGCUCAAAAAAGGGUACCUGUACCUUGCUCGACCUGAGCUUGAUUGAGCGGCUCGGUCGAGCGGCUGCCAGCUGCCUUAUGUUGCCGUUUCCAGUUUUGUUGCACGGUCUUCAAAGUUCCCUAUGGUCUCCCCUUAUGCACCCAUAGUUAGUGUAUAGUACAUUGUCUUAUUUAUCAAUGGCAAACCCACGUGAAAUACUCCAUUGCUUUGUUUUAUGCACACAGUGCGUACUACUUUAUGAAUUAGAGUAUGUUAUACCACUCACACAUGCUUAAGGUCUAGUAAACACUUUGUUACUUUUAACCUUUAAACCAUAAUUCUUCUACACUUUAAUUGUCAUUUAACAUAUAACUAACUAAUAUAAGACUCAAAUCACACCUUUUUCAUUCACCAUUCUACUCUCCAAUCUUAUUAUAUUAACCUGUACUUGACACCAUCUUUUAAAGAAUAUGCCUUUUUUUUUUUGUGACAUAAUUAAAAACUUAUGUUUGAAACAUUUGAAUUUUAAGCCGUUCCUUGGUAUAAUAGACCUUUCCAAUUGGUGCUUUAAUUAGUACUUAUUUCUUAGUUUUUACCCUAGAGUAUGAAACCGUAUGGAAGUUGGUGCUCUUUGGUUCAAGAAAUACAACCCUAACCAAAGAAAUUAUUAGAAAAAAAAAAUAAAGUACAAUUUGUAAGUUAAAUAUAUAUUAGCAAGUAGCUUAUACUACGUCCAUCCAAUAAUGUUUUUUUUACUCUGUUUUGGGUUGUUUUAAAAGUUCAAUAUUUAUAAUUACUUAUAAUUGAGACAUGAAUUUAUACUAUAGUAUUUAAUUUCAUACUAAUUUUUGGUAAUCAUAAGUGUGUAAAGCUAAAGCAAAGUCAAAUUACACAACCCAUUAUUCGAUGACGUUUCAAAAUCACGUGUUUUUUUGUUUAUUUAAUUUUUAAAUGUGCUAAUUAUUUUUUGAAAGGAGUUGUACACGUUAAUGCAAGUGCACACGAGCUAUUAACAUUUAACAGUAUUGUUUUAGAAAAUAAUUUUUGUCAUAAAUUUUAAUUUUAUCACCUCAUCAUUAUUUGUAUCAUUUUAUGAUGUUACAAAUUUAUAAAUUUGAGAGCACAAAACAAAAAUGGACCCACUAAAAACCAGAAAAAAUAAAAUAGAUAAGUUAAAUUAUUAAAAAAAGCACGAAAUAAGAUGAAAAUCAAAUUAUUUCCAAAAAUAAGCGUCUAAUUUUUGAACUUGAGGUUUGGUUCUGUUCGCAGUUAGUAACUGCGAACAGGUGCUUAAUUUUUUAAAAAGGCAAAGAAGUUGUUUGCAGUUAGUAAUUGCAAAUAGGGUUGUUGACUUUUUUGACCUUGUUCGUAGUUACUAACUGCGAACACUGUCGAGCAUAAUGGGCCUAUUAGUGACUGCGAACAAGGUCAAAAAAGUCAACAGCCCUGUUCGCAGUUGCUAACUCCGAACAACGUUGCCUUUUUAAAAAAUUAAGCACCUGACUGCGAAUAGAACCAAAUCUCAGAUUUGGAAAUUAGACGCUUAUUUUUGAAAAUAAAUUGAUUUGCGUCAUAUUUCGUGCUUCUUUUUUUUUUAAUUUUUUUAUAUAUAAAUUAGCUUAUCUAUUUCAAUUUUUCCUAAAAACCAUAUUAUGCCACUAAUUGAGCAAGAAAGCCCAUGCAUUAUGUUUCUAGCUAUGUAUUCAUACUAUUUCGUAUCCUUAAAUUAGUAUUAAAGAGAAAAUUAGUUACUUUUUUCUAAACAGUUGAUAUUUGGUUAUAGUGAAUUAAGAGAGGGAUUGAAUUAUAUAGAUGAAAUUAAAAGCGAAUUAUAAUAUGAAAAUGAUGCAAAAAGAGUAAAACUGUAAAACAACUCAAAAUGACAAAUAAAAAUAUAGUGAGACUAAAAAAUAAAUAUUUUGUGUUGUUAAAGUUUUCAUCUUUUGCAACAUAUAUAUCAAAAAAACUCACGUAGAAAACUUAAAUAUUACAAAUUUAAUGGAACGAAUAUUCAAUUAUGAUUGCAUAUCAGUUUAAGAGACAAUGGUGCCUAUUGUAAUCUUUGAACUUUUUCUUAAUGAUGAUCUUUGCUUAGAUUGACGGUUUUGUCUAAUUAUUUAGAUCAUUAUAUUAAUGUGGCUUGAUUUUUAAUAUUGUAAGUUUGUCAUGUUGCAAUUGAUUUUGCUUGUUAUUCAUAUGAUGUUUAUUGGAUAGAUAACAUAUUGAGGUUAGAUAGUGACUAAGUAGUUAACCUUUACAAUUGAAUAUAAUCAACUAUUAUUUUUUUCAAAUAAAGGUUAUCCGUUCGAUUUUUACCUAGUCAAUUUCUUCUUUCAGUCUAGGUUAUAAUCCAAAAAAGUAAUGAGUCUUUGCUCGGUUAUUUAUUAAGGGCAAAGGUUUUCCUUUACGACUUGUCAUAAAUCCCGAUUAGGUUUACGAAUGAGUCUGAUAGCUUCAAAAGUAAAUAUAGAGCCUCAACGUAUUACAUAGUUAAUGCACAUGCUUGUACAUUAAUUUAAACUCUUUUUUUAGUAUAAGGUAGGCUGAGGAAAUUAAAUAUCUAAAAAAAGGAUCAACGAGAAUCAAACUCAAAUUCUUCAUGAAAAAAAUAAUACAUACUCUAACUGAAAAAAGACCUGAUCGUAAAGACAAAUUUUGUUCCUCCAUGAACCCAAGUCUAAACUCAAUUACUCCACGAACAACUAAGUACCACUUCUAAUGAUAUUGUCUCAAAACCCAAGGCUUUUAUGUAAGCAUGCAUAUGCAUUGUUUGACUUUGCUUUAAAUCAUUAGGUUGGUGUUUCAUGUGGGUUUGACAAUUAUACUUGUUUUGGUAUGGAUUCACUUUUACUUAACUACUCCAUGAUUUUGUUUGAGUUUAAAGGAUUUAUAUUUACCAAAUCAAUAUUCUUACUUUAUUAAUUUAACUAAUGAGGUUAUACUAUUAUACUUGAUGUAUUCAAGUAUAGACAAAUCCAACCUAACAUGUAUGUCAAUUCCUUAUACUUUACGAUAUCAAUAUGUAUUUGUAAUUACUUGACUAAAUAUAUUUACACAUAAAAUGAAUAACAUGCAUUAAUUAUAUUAUUUUUUUAGAUAUUUAACAUUUCUUUUUUUUUUCAAUGAGACUUGGUCUUUUAUCCUUUUAAUUAGUCAUUUCUAAUUCUAAGCAAGAUAGACAUUUGCUUAGGGCGGCCUAGAGGGUCGGGCUCCAUAUCUCAAGUUCUCAACUCAAUAUGCACUUUUAAUUAGGCUAAUUCAUUUAUUGAUUAAGAAGUAUAUAAUACAUUUACAUUUAUAAUGAUAAUUAUAAUAUAUGAAGUCUGUCUCUUUUAUUUUGUCAAGCAACCAUUAAAAAUCAGAAUCAAUUUUUCAUGAUAAUAUA
Amaranthus tricolor (Joseph's coat) is the source of this 6218-nucleotide messenger RNA. RefSeq lists its product as uncharacterized. The coding region runs from base 662 to 1417 and encodes 251 amino acids. The transcript is spliced from 2 exons. NCBI's taxonomy places the organism in Eukaryota, Viridiplantae, Streptophyta, Magnoliopsida, Caryophyllales, Amaranthaceae. The record is from RefSeq and is a predicted model, not a curated record.